Messenger RNA from Miscanthus lutarioriparius, 1965 nucleotides. The record is from the annotation of a GenBank genome assembly. Lineage: Eukaryota; Viridiplantae; Streptophyta; Magnoliopsida; Poales; Poaceae.
AUGUCGGGCUCGUCCGCGGCAGGGGAGGACAUAGUGCAGCACCUAUCGUCCAAUUCCAACCCGUCUUCGUCGAAGCUUGCCAAGCUCGAGGCCCGCAUGGCCGGCAAGGCUGUCUCCGCGCCAUCGUCACCGCCGCACCAUCCCAUGGCUGCCCCCGCCUCCGCCCCCGCCAUAUCCUUCAUGGACCAGGAGGAGCUGCCUGAGACUUCCUCUUCCGAUGAUGAUAACUGCGAGGAGUUUUUGAUACAAAAGAAUACCCUGAAGCGGCCGAGAUCUCCAGAUGGUGACAGCAUCCUUGCUCUUGGAAAUUUUGAGGGUUCGGCAAACGAGGCAGCAAAGAUUUUAGAUGUCACGGAUACAAGACCAUCCUUGGACAAUUCAAAUAGGAAAAAACAAGGCCGUGGAAGGGGUCGUGCUGGUACAGGCCGAGGCCGUGGCUCAAAGACUGCUGAUCAGACACGACUGACUUCGACUUCCUCAGCAGUUGUAACAAAUGGUCAACUAGAUAAAUUAACCAACAAGGAAUCCCGAUCGAGUGUUCAACUGGGCCAUGACGACAGGGCUGCUUUACAGGAAGAAUUGUCAAUGUUACGUGGCAAAGUUGCAUUUUUGGAGGAGGAACUUUCUAAAUCACGUCAAGAAGCAACAACUUACCAUCAACUUAGUGAUAGGUUAGCAAAGGAAUUGAAGGAUCUCAAAGAUCAUGACCAUCAAAUGAGAUCUAAGCAAAUGAAGGUCCUGUCUGAUCUGCUGAUAGCUGUGUCGAAAGCAGAGAGGCAAGAAGCGCGAAUGAGGAUAAGGCAGGAAUCUUUCAGACUUGGGAAUGUUGGUGUUAUGAGAGCUGGGACUAUCAUAUCUGAAACUUGGGAAGACGGACAGGCAAUAAAAGAUCUUACUUCUCACCUGAAAUCUUUACUUGAAACUAAGGAGACUGUUGAAAGGCAUCGUAAAUCACUUAAGAAAAGACAAUCUGACAAGGGUGAUGGCAGUGAUGCUGAGACUAGCAUGUCUGAGGAGGACAUCCUCUUACAGGACGAAAUAUGUAAAUCUCGUCUAACCAGUAUCAAACGGGAGGAAGAACAGUAUAUGAGAGAGAGAGAUCGGUAUGAGUUGGAAAAGGGGAGGCUUAUACGAGAGAUGAAGCGUCUCAGAGAUGAAGAUGGCUCACGCUUUAACAACUUCCAAAUUCUUCACCAUCGUUAUGCUCUGUUAAAUCUUCUAGGAAAGGGAGGGUUCAGUGAGGUUUACAAGGCUUUUGAUUUGGUGGAGUACAAGUAUGUGGCAUGCAAGCUUCAUGGAUUGAAUGCUCAAUGGAGUGAGGAGAAAAAACAGAGCUACAUACGUCAUGCGAUUCGUGAAUAUAACAUUCACAAAACUUUGGUGCAUCCAAACAUUGUCAGGCUAUGGGAUAUAUUUGAGAUUGAUCACAAUACAUUCUGCACUGUCCUAGAAUAUUGCAGUGGCAAGGAUCUUGAUGCAGUCCUUAAAGCUACACCAAUUCUUCCAGAAAAAGAAGCAAGAAUCAUAAUUGUUCAAAUAUUUCAGGGCCUGGUUUAUCUAAACAAGAGGGGCCAAAAGAUCAUUCACUACGAUCUAAAACCUGGCAAUGUUCUCUUUGAUGAGGUUGGUGUUGCAAAAGUUACAGACUUUGGCCUCAGCAAGAUUGUGGAGGAUGAUGUUGGGUCUCAGGGAAUGGAACUCACUUCUCAGGGAGCUGGAACCUAUUGGUAUCUUCCUCCAGAAUGCUUUGACCUCAGCAAAACACCAUUUAUUUCAUCUAAGGUGGAUGUUUGGUCAGCUGGUGUAAUGUUUUACCAGAUGCUCUUUGGAAGGCGUCCUUUUGGUCAUGAUCAGACUCAGGAGAGAAUACUUCGGGAAGAUACAAUUAUCAAUGCACGGAGAGUGGAGUUCCCUUCAAAGCCAGCUGUAUCGAAUGAGGCAAAGCUUGCCCUGAGAAUUUGCUGA